UAUUUAUCAAUUUGAUUCAUUGACAUGUUUUUUUAACAGACAAUGUACUCAUUCAAAGAUAAAGUGGUUCUGAUCACGGGCGCUAGCUCUGGAAUCGGUGCAGAAACUGCACUAGAAUUUUCAAAACUUGGAGGAAAGUUGGCCAUUACUGGACGAAAUAAGAAAAAUUUAGACGAUGUCGCUAAACAAUGUGAAGAUGCGUCACCAGAAAAAUUGCAACCUCUGAUUAUUGUAGCAGACAUGAACAAUGAGAACCACGUUGAAAAUAUCAUAGCAACUGUAAUUAACGUCUUCCAAAAGCUCGAUGUUCUAGUUAAUAAUGCUGGAAUUCUUGAAUCUGGUACCAUUGAAAAUACGUCGUUAGAGCAAUACGAUAGGGUCAUGAAUACUAACGUUCGUGGCCCGUACCAUUUGACGCUGUUAGCUGUCCAGCAUCUUGUUAAAACAAAAGGCAAUAUAGUCAAUGUAUCCAGCGUGACUGGUCUGAGAUCUUUCCCUAAUGUUCUUGCAUACUGUAUGUCGAAAUCUGCUCUGGACCAGUUCACAAGAUGCGUUGCUUUGGAAUUGGGUCCUAAAGGCGUACGCGUGAACGCUGUUAAUCCUGGAGUAAUUACCACCGGAAUUCAUAUGAAAUCGACUAUGAAUGAAACAGAAUAUCGAGAAUUUUUGAAGAAAUGUGAGCAAACUCAUGCUUUAGGAAGAGCAGGAGAUACUAAAGAAGUUUCUUCAGUUAUUCUAUUCUUAGCAAGUGAUGCUGCAAGUAAUAUGACUGGAGUAACUUUACCUGUUGACGGUGGACGCCACGCCAUGUGUCCACGUUAAAUAUAAUGGCAGUGAUCGGCAUUGAGGAGUUCAUUUACCUAAAGUAUGAAUGUUUUCAUAGUAUGGACAUGGCCAUUUCGUCGUCAAAGCGAAUAAAAUGCAUGUUUUUACUGUUUACAUUUUAAACAUUCCAAAAUAUAGGUUGUCAAAAGCAAAAUUGUUUAAAUGACUACAGUUUUUAGAUAAACACAACU
Messenger RNA from Hyposmocoma kahamanoa, 1016 nucleotides. RefSeq names its product 3-oxoacyl-[acyl-carrier-protein] reductase FabG-like. Lineage: Eukaryota; Metazoa; Arthropoda; Insecta; Lepidoptera; Cosmopterigidae. The coding region runs from base 43 to 822 and encodes 259 amino acids. The record is from RefSeq and is a predicted model, not a curated record. Gene Ontology annotation, molecular function: oxidoreductase activity. The transcript has a single exon.